Molecule: messenger RNA, 1224 nt
Organism: Penicillium bovifimosum
Lineage: Eukaryota; Fungi; Ascomycota; Eurotiomycetes; Eurotiales; Aspergillaceae
Exons: 3
Coding region: 1-1224 (407 amino acids)
Source: RefSeq, a predicted model, not a curated record
AUGUCAGCCCGGAACAACCCUGCUGAGCCCCCCGUAAUCCCCGAAAGAAUAUCGUCUCUCAUGGCGCCUUCUCGUCAGUCAGCGCUGCGGACUCACAAGCAAAGGUCUGCGAGUGCAGCAUCGCGCCUUUCUGAGAUGUCAAUUGAGUCGACAACAUCUGAUAUUCUUGAGGGGAAACUCGCCGCAAUGGAAACUGAACUUGAGUACAUGCGAUGUGUCCGAGACGGCCUCAACGAGGCAAGACAGACUGGAAAGAUACCUCAGGACGCCUUCCAGCGAGAAAUUCAACCCUUCUUGAAGUCCUUCCGCUCGUCUUCGACAACAAUUCAUGUCCUCAAGACACAACGCCCGUUGAUUGUGGAAGACAUCGAUGAGGCAGUUUCAGCGAAACGGCAGAGGAUUGAAGGGCCGAUGGACCAAAGCCUGCUUGAGCACGCCUACCGCGAUGCCAUAAUCUCCCGUGUGCUGGGUGCAAGUGCGAAGCAGAAGGGGGCAAAGUUUGACCAAACCGCCUUCAAGAAAGAGGUUUAUGCUUAUUACGGUGUCAAUGAACAUUGUCUCCCUGGCUUUGGGUGGUGUCACGUCUUGGGCACUGUACUCCCCCAAAAGAACAUCAAAGCCGCCCAUCUUGUACCCAAGUCUAUGACAUCCAAGGAAGUUGCACACCUAUUCGGAGUCAGCGAUGGAGUUCUUGGUGACCCCCGCAAUGGCAUUACACUAGCAGAUAAUAUUCAGCUACUUUUCGACCAAGGUACCAUCGCCAUUGUACCUAUGCCCGGCCCAAUGGAAAGUCCAACUCAAUGGAGAUGUGUUGUCUUGGACGAAUCAAAGAAGGAGAACAUCAUCGGUACCUUGGGUGGAUCCUACAUGAAACUGAAGGAAAUCGACAACAAGCCAUUGACGUUCGUUUCCGACAAUCGUCCUCGUCGACGGUAUUUGUACUUCUGUUUCAUUAUUGCGUACCUGAACGCAAAGAGCCGAGGAGCCAGUGACGCCGUUGCGAAAAAGGUUGAAGCCACGCGUUUUUGGCCCUCCGCGGGCGAGUACCUUAAUCGGUCAACACUGGUUACAUUAGCCCGUUGUGUUUCAGGAUCGGAGCUCCCUGAAUCCCUUGUUCAAGACAAGACGUUUGACUCAGGUGAUACUUCCACUCGUGACGCUGAUGCUGGAACUGUGCUUGGAGCUGAUGUCCGUGACGCAAUUCUUGCCAUGAGGAAUCUCUAA